CAACAUCAUAAUGGCAGAUAUACCGUCAGCUUUUGCUGUCUUCGAUGAUAGAUUCCAUCGACUUCUAGGUCCAUCGCCUUCCCUAGAAUUGCUUCUCGAGCACCACGACUACCCCUUCGCCCACGAAGCCGGAGUCUACCUUCCCUCAACCGACGAAAUCUUCAUAACCAGCAACCAGUUCUUCAACUCAUCUGGUCAGAGAUGCAUCCAGAUCUCGAAAAUCUCCGUCGGUGAUGGAUCCCGAAAAGCGACGCGAGAAGAAAUCUCCUCGGAUGGCGUGCCCAUGGCGAACGGAGGGAUAAACUACAAAGAUGGCAUCCUCUUCUGUGCUCAAGGCUCGGAAACACAGGCCAGUGGGCUCUACUAUAUGUCCUCUUCAUCGCCCUAUACUAGUAACCUCCUCAUUUCCUCGUUCUACGGACGGCCAUUCAACUCGGUCAAUGAUGUUGUCAUUCACAGCGAUGGAAGUAUCUGGUUCACGGACCCGAUAUAUGGGUAUGAACAGGGGUAUCGCCCCAAGCCCGAACUCCCAAAUCAGGUAUAUAGGUACGAUCCAGUCACGAAAGGGAUCAGAGCUAUGGCCGAUGGGUUUGGAAGGCCGAAUGGAAUUGCGUUCUCGCCGGAUGAGAAGACAGUAUAUGUUACCGAUACGGAUUGGAUACAUGGAGAUGGGAACGUAAAUGGGAUGAGACCGUCUACUAUAUAUGCUUUCGAUAUCACUUAUUAUUCGGGCCAGCCGUUUAUGACUAACAGACGCCUGUUUGCAAUGGCUGCUAAUGGAAUCCCAGAUGGCAUCAAAUGCGAUGUGGAUGGGAAUGUUUACAGUGGUUGUGGAGAUGGUAUCAAUGUUUGGUGUCCUGGUGGUGUACUGUUAGGCGCGAUCAAAGUUGAAGGCGGUGCUGCAAACUUUUGCUUUGGACGCGAGGGGUCAUUGUAUAUUUUGAAUGAGAAACGGAUGUGGAAAGCACAGUUGGCAAAGUCUGUUAGAGGGGGUUUACUCAAGAUUUGAAUGAAGGCAGACUGUUAAAGGGUAUUUUGAAGUUGAAUCUCAAAUACUGAU
Hyaloscypha bicolor E is the source of this 1060-nucleotide messenger RNA. Its product is annotated as gluconolactonase precursor. The coding region runs from base 11 to 1009 and encodes 332 amino acids. The record is from RefSeq and is a predicted model, not a curated record. The transcript is spliced from 2 exons. NCBI's taxonomy places the organism in Eukaryota, Fungi, Ascomycota, Leotiomycetes, Helotiales, Hyaloscyphaceae.